Molecule: messenger RNA, 2564 nt
Organism: Oldenlandia corymbosa var. corymbosa
Lineage: Eukaryota; Viridiplantae; Streptophyta; Magnoliopsida; Gentianales; Rubiaceae
Source: the annotation of a GenBank genome assembly
UGGCAAACACAAGUAAUCCUACUUGGCAUGUCACAAAAGCCCACCUUCUUUCCUUGCUGUAUUUCUUCCUCUUUUAUUCACCACAUAUUCUUCACAUUCCAAGAUCUUCUCUCUGUGCCCAUUGCCCUGCGCCCACCAUCACUUCCAGUUCAAAUCAUUUUUAGUGGUUUUAUUCAGCUUGGAGGGGGUCUUCUUCUUCUUCUUCUUUGACUUGUUCUCACUCUCUUCUGUUACCCAUUCUGGAAGUUUGGAAAUGGUUGCUGAAGCUCUUGAUCUGACUGAAGGCACCAGUCUCGAUGCAUCUUUGGGUGUGAGACCCCACUUGGAAAGUGCAGCAUCUCAAACUGCAGACUUGACUGGCUUAGGAAAUGGCUACGCACCUAAGGUGCGGAAGCCUUAUACUAUUAAAAAGCAACGAGAAAAGUGGACAGAGGAAGAACACCAGAGGUUUCUUGAAGCUUUGAAGCUAUAUGGUCGUGGUUGGCGCCAAAUAGAAGAACAUGUAGGCACUAAAACUGCCAUUCAGAUUCGUAGUCAUGCCCAGAAGUUCUUUGCCAAGGUUGCACGGGACUCUAAUGAUGGUGGGGGAACCGUUGAUCCAAUUGAUAUCCCUCCUCCUCGACCAAAGAAGAAACCUAUGCAUCCUUACCCACGCAAAGUGGCAGACUCUUCUAAAACAUCGUUGGUUGAUUCACAACUCUGCGAACAGUCUACCAACCCUAAAUCUGACGAAGAAAGGAACAUGUCACCAACUUCUGUUCUGUCUGCAAUUGAAUCAGAUACAUGUGGAUCUCCAGUUUCUGGGUUGCAGAGAUCUCGCCUUUCACCUGUCUCAUUUUCCAGUGAUGAUGCACACUCUGCUAACAGACGUUCCAUGGAAAAUGAGAAUGAGAAUGAAUGCAUAGCAUCUAAUUCUUGUGCUGAAGAAUCAAGGGAAUAUCUUUACUCAACUGCCACAGCAGCAGAUGAUAAAUCUAUUAUGGUAUACAUCAAGUCUACCUCACUGUUGAUUGUCCAUUAUAUUUUCACUUCCAUCCUCAGUGAUUUAGUUGCCUUUCUCAGUCAUUUUGAUUUCUAUUUAACACAUAUGCAGGAACCUGAUCUGCUGACUUUAGGUAGAUCAUGUCCUGGGGAAGAAUCAGCCAUUGCAGCUCCUACUGUGACUAUUAAGCUGUUUGGAAAGACAGUAGAGGUAAAAGAAAACCAAAAGUCAGCUUCAUCUGUUCCUGAGACUUAUGGAACAUCACCUUCUAACAAUAGCAAAGGGAUAUCGGAUGUCAGUAAUAGCCAGCAGGCACCUGGUACUAUUUUUUCAUUGGUUCCCGGUGGCAUUACUCCACUGGCUUGCUUGGUACCACAAUAUGCAUUAAGUGAGGCAUGUGGCCAAGUGGGUGUACCCUUGUGGACUUGGGUACAAGGUCCAGUUGUGCCAACUCUUUCCUUGAGCCACCAAACAGCUUCAGAAACUGUUGUAGAUUCUCCAUACAAGGGACAUGUUGAAUUUAAAGAGCCCCAAAGGGAAGGUUCUUCAACUGGUUCAAAUAGCAGCUCAACUGCUAAUGGUGCUAAUGUGCACCAAAGCAUUGUUGUUGAUUCUAAAACUCUCUCUUGGACGGGUAAACACAGGUCGGCGAAAGGGUUUGUGCCUUACAAAAGAUGUUUAGCCCAGAGAGAUGCUACAUCAUCGAUAGUGGCUGCUGAAGAGCGCGAGGGACAAAGAACUCGUGUUUGCUCAUAGCACUGACGUUGAAUUGAGUGGAGAGCUGACACAUUUCUCUUAACUCGUCUAAAUUAAGGUAAUAAGCUUAACUAGAGUGAUGCACAGAGGUUUUAACAAUUUUGGCCAUUAUCAAUAGGAAACCUGUUGGUAGAUCCCUUAUGCAUGGAUGGAGAACAAGUCUGCGAUCGAUGCAUCAUUUUAAAGGGUAUCUGCAUCUGGUUGGAAAUGGAGUUGAUUGAACUGAUGGAGAAAAAUGCAUUCAUUGGCCUCCUUAGGAAAAGUGUUUGUAACAUUGUUAGUUCUUGGUCUGUUUUGUUUCUUUUUGAAUGUUACUGCCUCAUUCUUAACUGUAAAAUCAGAAACUACCCCUACAAGAACAAUUGUAACUUCAUUUUUUUCAAUACAUACUUUUUGGUCAUCAUUUAUUGCACUGCAGUGUCUGUCAGAUCUGAUCUCUCAGCAUUGAUGAGAAUCAAAUCUCAGGCAAAACCCAAUCUAAAGCUUCCUAGUUUUUUCUGUUUGGGGAAAACACCUGAGUUUCAUUGGAACUCGAAGGAAUCUUCACUGAACAUUCUGCAACAUUGUUAAAUUAUUUAAUUAAAGAAAGAAGGGUGGGUUUGCGAUCAGCACAAAGCACAGUAAAUAAUAGCUACAUAUGGAUAGCAGACGCAGUUAAAUUAUCCUAAGGAAAUCAGAAUAGGUUACUAGAGAAUUUGAUAUGGAUGCCAAUCAAAGAACUAAUUGUUAAAGUAAUGAAGCCUAGACAGUAGACAUGACCUUGAUACUUAACAUGUGAAUCUUGUGAAAUGGAAUGUAAGACUGUAGGAGAGUUUUCAUCAGCAAU